Messenger RNA from Camellia sinensis, 1057 nucleotides. Lineage: Eukaryota; Viridiplantae; Streptophyta; Magnoliopsida; Ericales; Theaceae. The record is from RefSeq and is a predicted model, not a curated record.
AAAUAAAUUCUCCUCAAAGGAGAGAUAUCAACUUCACAAAAACAAAUGACAGAAACAGUUGACCAUUAGAUACACACUUACCCAAUUAAUGGUAAAAACAGAUACUUAUGUCCCUCCCUCUCCCUCUCCCUCUCCCUCUCCCAGAUGAUUCAUCUUCCUUGUUUAAUCCCUCCUUAACCUCCUCUUAUCUUCUUUCCUGGCUUCCCAUCCCAACCUAACUCUCUCUCUCUCUCUCUCUCUCUCUCUCCCUAAACCACCAUUUCCAACCUUUUCUGGGCUCCAAGUCCUUGUACAAAAAAUGAACAGCACAACCCCAGAAUCCACAGAUGUCCCAGAAAACCCACAAUCCUUCGGCUAUGGCAUGGGACUCUCCCUUGGAGUCCUCUUACUAAUCAUCGUCAUUACAUAUGCUUCCUACUCCUUCACCAGCAUGCGCCUCCGCGCCCCCUCCUCCUCCUCCUCCUCCACCACCACCACCACUGAUAACGACUCCAUCGCCGCCGCCACCGAACAAGGCCUCGACGAAGCCACCCUCCGCAACUACCCGAAACUACUCUACGCGGAAGCAAAGCUCCACAACCGGGACUCCUCCACCGCCUACGGCUGCUCCAUAUGCUUGGGAGAUUACAAGAAUUCGGAUAUGCUCCGCUUGUUACCGGAGUGCGGCCACCUCUUCCACCUCCGGUGCAUUGACCCCUGGUUAAAAUUUAACCCGACGUGCCCAAUUUGUCGAAGCUCACCGGUGCCAACUCCCCUAGUAGUAACUCCUAUGGCCGUGGUGGUCCCAAUUCAUGAUUUUAAUCAAGAUUAAACUGACACACCAUCAUGUGUGAUUAGUUUGUUACUCAUGAAAGAGUACAGAAGAUUUUCUGACGGAGAUGCGAGAUCAAGGAAUGGAGCCCUACAAAGGUGAAGUUUAUUGUAGACUUUAAAUAUAUGUAUAUUUUUUUCCACACAUCUGUAGAAUGUUUUGUAAAAAAAUUAUUUGUGCUAUUAGUUUUCACGAAUUGUUUUGUUUUCAAUUGAAAAUUUAACCGGAUUAGACAGUUAAAGGCUC